This is a messenger RNA of Candida dubliniensis CD36, 414 nucleotides long. RefSeq lists its product as uncharacterized. The transcript has a single exon. Bases 1 to 414 code for a protein of 137 amino acids. NCBI's taxonomy places the organism in Eukaryota, Fungi, Ascomycota, Pichiomycetes, Serinales, Debaryomycetaceae. The record is from RefSeq and is a predicted model, not a curated record.
AUGACCAUUUUUGAUUUAAUUAUUAUUAUAUAUAUAUAUAUUUAUUUACAACCUCAACCCACCAUAAAAGCAUUAAUAAUUCCUAAAUCAAUAUAUAAUAUAACUUAUCAAGGUAUAAAUAUUAAUAAUGUUCGAAAUGAUAAAUCAAUGUAUGAAUUUAAAGUUAUUGGUGGACCUUAUAAAACUAAUGUAAAUUAUUAUUAUGAUUCUUUUAAUGGUAUAUAUUUUAUCAAUCAAAAUCAAAAUCAAAAUCAAAAUCAAAAUCUAAUUCAAAACCAUCACAAUAAUAAUAGUUAUUAUUAUUAUUAUUAUGCUGCUGCUGAUGAUGAUAAUGAUAAUGAUAUAAUUGAAGUUUUAAGUCGUGAUGAAAUUGGAAUUCAAUUGAAUGAAAAAUAUAAUAGUUUGUUUUUAUAA